GAUGGCAGUUGACCCUAUAGAGAAUGACGAUGAUGACAAAGAAAAUCAACUGCCAAUGGGAGAUGAUUUCAUUGAUACUGUUGAGGCAUCUAAUGAAUGGACUGUGUGGCGGGAUACACUUGCUAUGCAAUUGUACAACGAUUGGUUGGCUAGUGGGGGGGCUGGAUGAGAAUAGUUUAGUGUUUAUUUUCAUUACUAUUGUGCUCUACUUUGAUUUGUUAUUAAACCAUUUAAAUUUUUAAUGUGACAUUGCUAUGUAUUUCUAUUAAUAUUUGACAAUGUGGAUGUUGAAUUAUUUGAUGAGGUAUUUUUAUUAAUAUAUGACAAUGUGGAUGCUGAAAAUGUAUUUUUAUUAAUAGUUGACAAUUUAGUUUAUGAGUUAUUAAUAAUUUAUUGUGAUGCGAAUGAAAUGUUGAAUGAUUACUUUAGGCAUGGAUAAUGAGGUAUCCAGUUCUCGUAAGAAAAAGAAUGACAAGGUUGAUUCGUCAAAACAAAGGCGAAUUUGGAGCUCACGUGAAGAGGAUGCUCUAAUUUCAGCAUUGGUGUCCAUUGUUAAUGAAGGAAUGAAAGUUGAUAAUGCUUUCAAGGCGGGCUAUCUUGCUAGACUGGAAACUAAAUUGGCAGAUAUAUUACCUAGGACAGAUUUACGUGGUUGUCCCCAUAUUGAAUCAAAAAUUAAAUUAUGGAAGAAGCACUAUAAUUCUGUGUCCGGUAUGCUUGCUAGUAGUGGGUUUGGAUGGAAUGACACUGAAAAAAGAAUCGAUGUGGAGAGUGAUAGUGUAUGGGAGGCAUAUGUUCGGGUAAAGUUACCAUGAUGUAGACACUUUUUUUAUUUAUUUUUAUUUUAAUUGCUACAUGUUUAUGUAACUACUUUUGAAAUACACUUUCCUAUAUUAACUGGGAUUAGUUGGUCAUUGCAGAGGGACACUGAUGCAAAACACUUGAGGAACAAAACUUUCCCAUAUUUUGACGAAUGGAUUCAAAUAUUUGGCAAGGAUCGAGCUACAGGGGAGUUUGCUGAAGGGCCUGCUGAUGCAGUUGAGGCUAUGAAUGCUGAGGAAGAUGUGCUGUUGCAUGGCCUUGCAGAUAAUGACACUUUUCUUGACCAAAUGGGAGUAAAUAGUCACACUGGUGAAGGAAUGGAUUGUUCAAACUCAGCAACUCAGCGGGCUUGUGAGAGCUCUGCCAAAAAGAAAGACAAGAAAAGAUCAAGAUCUGAUGAUGAUGUAGUUGAAGAGCUGUCUAUCUUUGCUGACAAGUUGGUGGAUGUCAUGGGUAAAACCAAUGAGAAGCUGGAAUUCAUUGGAAAAAGGAUGGGGUAUUCACAUGAUGUCGCAUCAAAACGAGCAUCAUUAAAUGAUGAACUUACAAAGUUGCCAAUUACCGUAGAUGAAAGGUUAGAUGCUUGCGAAAUCAUAUCCCAUGAUGUCCAAAAGCUUGACAUGUUCUUCAGCUUGACACAUGAUGAUAGGCUGAGGUGGGUAAUGAGGUUGCUAAGUAGGAAUGCUCCAUAACAAACUUGUGACAUGUGAUGGGAAUAUUUGGUUUUUGGGUUAUGCUCCGUAGACUUAAUUGUUGUUUUUUUCUAUUCGUCAAGCACCAUAUUUUGUGGGUUAAAUUAUUAUAUCAUGAUUUGGUGCCUCUGACUCAUCUAGUCAUGGGAUGCUUUUGCUUUUGUUGUUGAAGGCUGCUAGUUGUAGGAACAAAUAUUUGUACCUACUGACAUCCUUAUGAACAUAUACCACUUUCAUGUUGGUUGUUGUUUUUAUUUUGGUUGCUGUGUAAUUGUUAAUUGGUGUGCUGUGU
Camellia sinensis is the source of this 1806-nucleotide messenger RNA. NCBI's taxonomy places the organism in Eukaryota, Viridiplantae, Streptophyta, Magnoliopsida, Ericales, Theaceae. The record is from RefSeq and is a predicted model, not a curated record.